UCAAACAUAAUCAUUAAAAAAAAUAAAUAAAUAAAUAAACUUUCAUUCAUCAUGCUCAUCUCUAUCAUUCAAAUUACAACAGUGACAAAAGAGAAGCGCAAGCAAUGAACCAAGAAAGCAAGAAAGAGUACAUGGUUCAAAGCAUGAAUACAAUAAUCUUCACAACCAUAGUACUCAUCAUCCUCAUCAUCCUCAUUAAACUUCUCAUCUUCUCCAAAACUCAAAACAAGAACAAGAUUAAGAAACCACCAAGUCCCACUUCACUCCCAAUCCUUGGUCACCUCCAUCUCCUCAUAAACAACAAACAACCACUCUACAAAACUCUCACUCAACUCUCCAACAACCAUGGCCCCAUCAUGCUCCUCCGUUUUGGCUUUCGGCGCCAUGUUCUCAUCGUCUCAUCUUUCUCCGCUGCAACUGAGUGCUUCACCAACCUCGACAUCAUAUUUGCAAACCGUCCCAAACUCCCCUCCGAAGGUCAUCUAACAUACCACUCUCGGCACCUCUUCUUUGAUAGAUUUAGUGGGUGUGUGGUACGACCAGACAUAAAAGCAAAGCACUUUGUAUCUAAAGACCAACGGUUUCUUCUGAGUAUCCAUCAACAUUCUUAUGGUCCUCACUGGCGUAACAUUUGCCGCAUCGUCGCCGUCCAUCUCUUCUCUUCAGCGAAGCUCAACUCAUCAUCCAUCAUCCGUGCUUCAGAGACACAUGCACUUGUCCGGCGCUUGUUCAAAGGUGGCAGUGAGUUCAAGAGAGUGAAUAUCAGGACAGUGUUGCAUGAGAUUGUGUUGAAUGUGAUGAUGAUGUUGGUGGCCGGAAAGAGGUAUUAUGUGGAUGAAGGUGUAGGUGCGGAUGUGGAUGAAGUCAAGUGGUUUGAGGAGAUGGUGGAGGAGACGUUCAAGCUUAGUGGGAUGUCAAAUGUCAGGGAUUUCUUACCGGAGUUGUUGAGGGUCGUGGAUGUGCAUGGAGUGGAGAAGAAGUUGGCGAGGUUGGAGAAGAUGUGGGAUGAGUACUUGCAGAGGUUGAUAGAUGAGUUGAGAGGCAAACUUGGCAAUGGAAAUCAUGAUAAUGAGUCCAUUAUUAGAAUGACGCUUAUUGGUACUUUGCUAUCAAUGCAAGAAGAUGAAGACCCAGAUUAUUACACUGAUAAUCUCAUCAAAACACAAGUCCUGAGUCUUUUAUCUGCUGGAACGGAUACAUCAUCCGCGACGAUAGAAUGGGGAUUGUCACUGCUAGUAAACCAUCCUCAAGUUUUGAAAAAGGCUCAAGAUGAGAUUGAUGAACUUGUAGGACAUGACAGACUAAUCAAAGAGUUUGAUAUCCCUAACCUUCCUUACCUUCAUUGCAUUGUGCUUGAAAUUCUUAGGCUUUAUCCUGCAGCACCAUUACUUCUCCCUCAUGAAUCAUCUCAAGAAUGCAAGGUCUUCGGCUUUGACAUCCCUCGUGGGACGAUACUAGUGGUGAAUGCUUAUGCCAUGCAUAUAGACCCGGAGAUAUGGGAAGAUGCAUUGGUGUUUAAGCCUGAGAGAUUUUUAGGUGGAGAGGAGAAAGUGAAGAAGAUGAUGCCUUUUGGGAUGGGGAGAAGGAGGUGUCCUGGUGAAGGACUUAGUUUUAGGCUUGUUGAGUUGGUGCUUGGGGCUCUAGUGCAGUGUUUUGAGUGGGAGAGAGUUGAGGAUGAGGAGGUGAGCAUGGAGGGAGGAGCUGGUUUGGAUAUGCAUAAGGCUAUGGCACUUGAGCUUAUGUGCAAACCUCGUCCAGAUUUGAUUGUUGUUAUCUCUGGACUUUAA
This is a messenger RNA of Dioscorea cayenensis subsp. rotundata (Guinea yam), 1787 nucleotides long. RefSeq names its product cytochrome P450 81Q32-like. The record is from RefSeq and is a predicted model, not a curated record. The transcript has 3 exons. NCBI's taxonomy places the organism in Eukaryota, Viridiplantae, Streptophyta, Magnoliopsida, Dioscoreales, Dioscoreaceae. Bases 132 to 1787 code for a protein of 551 amino acids. Gene Ontology annotation, molecular function: oxidoreductase activity, acting on paired donors, with incorporation or reduction of molecular oxygen; monooxygenase activity; iron ion binding.